This is a messenger RNA of Puccinia graminis f. sp. tritici CRL 75-36-700-3, 546 nucleotides long. RefSeq lists its product as uncharacterized. Bases 1 to 546 code for a protein of 181 amino acids. NCBI's taxonomy places the organism in Eukaryota, Fungi, Basidiomycota, Pucciniomycetes, Pucciniales, Pucciniaceae. The transcript has a single exon. The record is from RefSeq and is a predicted model, not a curated record.
AUGUCUACCCCGGACGAAUCCAGUAUGGAGCAAUCAGCAAUCAUCUUGAAACAGAAAGCUCAGAUAUCAAAAAUGGAAGAGAUGAUGCAGGGUCUACAAGACACGGUAAAUUUGUUACUUAAGCAGAACACGCCGCAGCAAGUGCCAAUACCAGACACACCACCAAUACGGGAAUCAAGGCUAAGAUUUGCUACAUCAACACCCUUUGACGACAGAACACAAGGAUUGGAUACGACUAUUGGAGCCGGAGACGAUUCAUUUUUAAACUCGGAAGGGGCGUCCCCAUCCAGCCAAGGAAGACCUAAGACUAGGAUAAAGUUACCAGAUGAGCAAAAGGGAGUGAUGUUAGAUGCUAAAAAGACAAACCUUCAUUUUGAUGGGACCGAAGUUGAAGUAUUCAUCAGAAGAGUAGAAAAGGUAGCCUUUAUACAGAAUGCGGGAACAGUAGAUCUAGCAUUCCAACUACCCCUCAUUAUCAACAACAAGAAAAUCAGUGAGGCUAUAGAACAGAUGGAGGGCAUGAAACGGGAGACUGGGAACUAUUGA